Molecule: messenger RNA, 5290 nt
Organism: Parnassius mnemosyne (clouded apollo)
Lineage: Eukaryota; Metazoa; Arthropoda; Insecta; Lepidoptera; Papilionidae
Source: the annotation of a GenBank genome assembly
GUAAAUAACUGGACUAUCGGCAAGUAUGAUAAGUCAUUUUACAUUCGAAUUCAAUACGGUAUAUACAAGUCCACAAAUAUCACAAUGGUUUAUAUUUUAUUAUAUCACAGUUCAAACUUCUACGUUAUUAGCAAUCCAAAACACAAAUAUAUCUCAUAUUAUUUGUCACUUUACAGUAUAAAUGUUGUGCCGUUUUGAAGUGCUUCAUGAAAAUGUUAAAAAUGUGAUUACCAAUUACGUGUUGUUCAAUAUCUACGGUGGUGUUAUGUGCAAUGUAGAACAAUGUGUACUUGAAAUUGAAAUGUUAGAGAAUUCGUUUUUACUUUAUCACAUUCAUUUGUGUCUUGAAUAAAUCAUUUUUGACAGUUAGUCAAAGGGGUAAGCUUACCCCUUCAUGUAUAGUAGUGAAAGAUAUGAAAAAGUAAAAUGAAUCUAUUGAAUUAAGUCUAAUGAAAUUACUGAUGUUCCUUUUUUGACAACAAAAUCAUUAAAUUCUUCUCCUACUGUCGCCGAAUCAUUGCUCAAACAAAAUGUAAAGGCUUGUUCAAAUACUUUUAAAUUCCAUAGGGUACUGCCAAAAGAUAUCGUUAAAUAUUUUAAAACUAUUGAUGUUAAGGAAACGGCAGACUUAUGAGGGAUUUCCGUUAAAGUUAUUUUAUCUAUAAUAGAUACAUUAGCACCUUAUCUAGCCACUAUAUGUAAUAUAAGCGUCGAAUCUGGUGGGUUUCCUGAUUUAAUGAAACAUAGUAAAGUCAUACCUAUAUUUAAAUCUGGUAGUACAUUAGACCCCGCCAAUUUUAGACCAAUUUCUGUACUACCAACAUUAAGUAAAAUUUUUGAAAAAAUUAUUUUAGAUCAGAUGUUAAGUUUCUUUAAUAUUAAUAAAUUGCUACAUAAUAAUCAAUUCGGUUUUACAAGGGGUCGCUCGACAACUGACGCUGGAGUUGAGCUUAUUAAACAUAUUUUUUGUGCAUGGGAGAAUUCAGAGGAUGCUUUGGGUAUAUUUUGUGACCUUUCCAAGGCCUUCGACUGUGUUCACCAUGAGACAUUAAUCAGGAAGCUACAGUACUAUGGUGUCAAGAACACAGCGCUUAAACUUAUUAUUUCAUAUUUAAGUAAUAGAAAACAGAAGGUUAUUAUCAAUGGUAAAAGUUCUUCCGGGUCACCUGUACUAAUGGGUGUACCUCAGGGCUUGAUUCUCGGCCCAUUCCUGUUUCUGGUGUAUAUUAAUGACUUACCUCACCUUGUAGGGGAUAGUCAUGAUAUAGUAUUAUUUGCUGAUGAUACUUCCUUGAUUUUUAAACUUAAACGUCAAUCAUUUAAAUGUGAAGAAGUGAAUAAUGCUAUAUCAAAAUUAGUGCAUUGGUUUAACGUUAAUAAUCUGCAUUUGAACGGAAAUAAAACUAAUUGUGUUAAAUUUACAACAACGAAUGUUCAAAAUCUGAAUACCAAUGUGUUUUUAAAUGGGGAGGAAUUGGGCCCUGUUGUAUCCACUGUUUUUCUUGGCAUCACUCUUGACGCAAAGCUCCAGUGGGGCCCCCAUAUAUCCAAAUUAGCAAGCAGACUAAGUUCUGCAGCCUAUGCUGUAAAAAAGAUUAGGUCUCACUAGUGUCGAGACAGCUAGAUUAGUUUAUUUUAGUUAUUUUCAUAGCAUAAUGUCUUAUGGGAUUUUGCUAUGGGGAAAUGCGGCUGAUUCAGAAACUAUUUUUGUUUUACAGAAGAGGGCCAUUAGAGCUAUUUAUAAUCUAAAACCGAGAGAGUCUCUUAGAGAUAAAUUUAAAGAAAUUAAUAUAUUAACUUUGGCCUCUCAGUAUAUUUACGAAAAUUUAAUGUAUGUUCACAAAAACAAAGAUAGUUUUAGUAAAAGAAGUGAUAUACAUUCUGUAAACACUAGGAACAAACACAAGCUAGUGAUACCAGUUUCUCGACUCCACAGAGUCAGUAAUUCAUUCUUGGGGCAAUGUAUACGCUAUUACAACAAGGUCCCGGAAAGUGUACAGGUUCUCUCUAUUACCAAGUUUAAAUGUUUUAUUAAGCUGAAACUGUAUAAAAAGGGUUAUUAUAAUGUAAAUGAAUACAUGGUUGAUAAUAACCCCUGGGAAUGAGGUGAUCGCUUCCAAGCAGUUUCUAAAAUAAAUUUUGUAAAUAGUUCGUAAUCAUUUAUAUUGUAAAAUUUAUUUAAAAAAAAAAGUCCCGCUGGGUUUCUUGCUGGUUCUUCCCAGGACAGAGGGUUUUUUUCGAACCAGUGGUAAAGUAAAAAAUGACUUUCAAUAAGAAUUACACAUGUAAUGUAUAUUGAAUAAAAAAUAUUCUAUUCUAUUCUAUUCUAUUCUAUUCUAUUCUAUUCUAUUCUAUUCUAUUCUAUUCUAUUCUAUUCUAUUCUAUUCUAUUCUAUUCUAUUCUAUUCUAUUCUAUUCUAUUCUAUUCUAUUCUAUUCUAUUCUAUUCUAUUCUAUUCUAUUCUAUUCUAUUCUAUUCUAUUCUAUUCUAUUCUAUUCUAUUCUAUUCUAUUCUAUUCUAUUCUAUUCUAUUCUAUUCUAUUCUAUUCUAUUCUAUUCUAUUCUAUUCUAUUCUAUUCUAUUCUAUUCUAUUCUAUUCUAUUCUAUUCUAUUCUAUUCUAAUCGAUCUGGAAGAACCUUCCCUGUCGCGUCAGUGGCACUUUUGUUAAAUAUGAUUAGGGUUUAUCCUUAUUAAAUGAAGAUGGCGUUACAUUACAUAGAUGAUAUUGACUUUAACAACAAUAAUACUACCUGGUAGCAGUAUUAUUAACUAUUAUGGGGAAAAGAUGGUGAUGUUAGAAAAAACAUGGAUGUAAUAAUGAAUAAACAAGAUUUUAAGAGUAUUUCAGACAUAAUUUGUUGUUUGCGGUACUAAAGCGAUAUUUGACGUGGUGUAAAUCCAAAAUGAGUUUAAAUCCCAAAAAGCCUAUAAAACUACUUCUUGAUUUAAAAAUGGAACACUUAUACAUAUUUUAGAAAUUACAAGUGGGAUAAAUUGAUGCUUACUAACAUUAAGAUUUGUUAAUAAAAAUUGUGUUCAUAUUAAAUAUGAGUCAAAGAUUUUGAGGUUACUUUAAAUAUUUUAUUUACCAAAUAUCCGCGAUAACCUUCUAGUUAUUUGAUACCACCGCGGUCAUUGUGAAAUCAAACACUAAUCUCGAUGAAAAAGUAAUUGUUUGGUAAUAAUCGCCUUACUUACAGACGCACCGGUAAAUAUACUAUUUUUUCGAUAAAUUGAUAGCGUGUUGUUUAUAUUAUUAUCAUAGAUGUUCAGCAAUAUACUCUAACAUCAGUCAUUGUUAUUUCUAAUCCAAGUUUUUCCUCAUAGACUUCCACAAGACAAACUUCUAGAUCACCAUCAAAGUCAUACAUACAUUGACUUAUCAAAUGUUCUACAAACUAUUUUUCCCAUAUAAUGGUUAAAAUACUUAAUCAUCAUUGUUUUAAAUCCAGAUGCUGGACUAGAUGUACAGAAAUAUGCAACCCGGCGUGCUUUUGUCUUGGAGAAUACCUUAGUCUGUGCUACAAUUUACAACAAAUUACAAUCACACACAAAUUACUAUACACAUCAUUACUAUUUUAAAAUUCUUUAAACUUUUAUUUAUUUACCAAUUAAGAAAAUGCCAAUAUUUACCAUUAAUUAUUUUGAAAGUUAAUUAUUGCCAUUCCAUGCACGUGCUAUUCGAUUGCUCUCCCUUGAAAAGAAUGACAGUGAAUGAAGAGUUCAAUUGUUCGAACUAAUUAAGAACUUUGUAUUCCAAAAUUUAACAGAAGCUAAAACAAAGAAAUCAUUUUUCUUUUCUUUUUUUUAAUUAAGCUUCCUUUCAUAAGUUUUAUUUUAUUUAAUAAUUAUUACGGAAUCAAAAGAAUAUCGGAAAAGAAGCGAUAAUUGCAUCAUUUCCAUAUCUUUAUAUUCUGUCUCUUUCUUUACCUUUUCUUAACGCGACUUUGCAGAUGUUUUUGGGUUCGUAUUUAUCAAUUCACAUACGAUUUAUUUUUAAUCCUUAAUUAAUUGAUAAAUGAACUCUAAAUAUUUGUUCAUUUUUAUACAAAUAUUUUUGAUUAAUAUUUAUAUUAUAAUUGACUAUGACUUCUAUUAAACUUUUGAUUACAUAUGAGAAAACUAUCAAGAGAUGGCAAUAAAAAAAUCUUAUGACUCAUUCUCCUAAAAUAUGUAAGCUUUUUCACAGAUUGAUUUUCACGUUUCUUCAUAUUAUCAUAAUUACAGUUCUUCAUAAGAUCUCUGCGAUGACAGCUUUAGACGACUGGCCGGUUUUAAGUCACCUGCAUCAAUUGAGUUGUUUCGUGCUUCAUGAGAUCGUGAUUCCACGUAAUCGGCGGUCGCCUUACUACAACAUAAUGAACCAUAUCUCUCCAUCAGUGCAGCUACAAAACAAUUUGGCCAACCUAUUCUACUUUAUUCUUAUUAGAUCAUUUAAGUUCUCGAGUGUGAGUAUGAGCUUUACUGCAGAUCUAUUAUCGAAAAGAUAAUUCAACAGGCAUAUUAUAAAAUAUAAUUAUACAUUAUUCAACCGUUUUCUCGUAUCUCAUGCAAACUUAUACUAGUUUCCUGUUAAAAUACAUCAAAACAUAAUGUAAUAUAUUCGAAAUUGAUUGUAAUAUAAGUGUUAGUUUAGCGUAUUUAUUUAACGCAUUUACUUCCAUUACAUCCUGCCCAUAUCCUAGUUUGUUUUCUUCUGUCGCCUCUUAACGAAACCCAAGGGCGAUAUGGGGUAGUCGACUGCACUAUAAAAAUUAAGUAAAAAAUUAUAGGUCACACAUAAAUAUUAAUAUCAACAUUAUUAACUUUCAGGACCACUUGUAAUGCUGUUCAACAUAUGUUAACGACGUCUAAAGACGACGCACUAACACUGAUGUCCAAACAAACCAAGAAAAGCAAUGGAAAGUGACAUUCAAGCUACAAGACCUGUAUCCAACGAGCAUUUCACCGCGAUUCACUGGCCGAGAGUUGCCUGCGUAAUAUCUAUAUAAACAUAUAAUUCCCUCGGCUGUGCUUUUAUGAGGGUAGAAGAAAGGACAACAUUCUGCUUGAAAGUCCAAAGUUGCCAAAAAUACACAAUAUCAGCACACCAAGGUUGUCAGUAAUGUCAAGAGUUUUUUGAAAUUCUUCCACAAGCUUGGAUAGCUCGUGUACUACACAGUUCCUGUUUUCACGCUAACACGCGCUUGAUAUUGCGGAAUAUAGCCCGUAGCAAUCUAUUAUACUAUAUUAUAUGUAGCUAACUUUAAAACGUUAAUAUAGAUAGCAAGAAAAUAAAAAGAGUUUAAAUU